UGAGACGAAAUAGAAAAUUACAAGACGUAAAAGAUCCAACCAUGCCCAGCUCAUACUUGUUCGCCUCCAGCAGCGAGGGACGCGUCUACACGCUGUCCACCAGCUCUGGAGCGUGGCGCGAACUACCUUACCUGGGACUGGAGUUCAAGAAGAUCUGUGCUGUGCCCAACUUCCUGUGGGCCAUUGGCGGAGACCGCCAGGUGUACGUGCAUGUCCAUGGCCUAGACGUGCCCAUCCGGAUCAGGGAGGAGUCGUACGAGAAUGAACGCUGGCUGCCCAUAGAGGGAUUCUCAAAGACACUGCUGCCCACAGAUCGAUACAGGUAUUCAUCGGUAGAUGGCAGUGUGGAGCGCAGCGUAGACAAGAUUCGGCUGCCAUCGAUGGCCUGGCAGUGGGACGGCGACUGGCACCUAGACCUGGAGCUGGAUGGCCAGCAGCUUCCCGAGGAUGGCUGGAUGUACGCCUUGGACUUUCCCGCUUCCUAUUCGGCUAAGAAAUCAUGGAAUUCAUAUGUGCGGCGCCGCAAGUGGAUCCGUUUCCGGCGCUAUGCCGCUUUGAAUAGCUGGUGUGCUGUGGCGCCACUGCACAAGGAUCCCACACAGGAGCCCUUCAUCGACGUUGCCAUCGGUGGCACCAAUGUUCCCAAUGCGCCAGCCGGCACUUUGUGUGUCUGGGCCAUCACCGCCCACGGCAGAGCCAUGUUUCGCACCGGCGUAUCCAAAUCAGCACCCGAGGGCCUCCGGUGGACCGCAGUUCCCACUCCUACGGGCAGUGAGCUCUCACAGAUAAGCGUAGGACCCACAGGCUUGGUGUGGGCGGUUCUAUACAAUGGACGGGUGAUUGUGCGUACAGGAGUUACCCGGGAUAAUCUUUCGGGAGAUGCUUGGUUGGAUGUCAAACCGGUGGCGUCCUGUAGCCUACGCAUAAUUCACGUUUCCGUCGGCACCGACGCCGUGUGGUGCGUUACCAACGACCAUCAUGCCUGGUUUAGGAGAGGCAUUAAGGGCGAAGCUGCCGGUAUAAGCGAAGACUCGGCAAUUGGCAAGGGUUGGGUGGAAAUGGUCGGCAACAUAUCCACGGUUUCAGUAGCAGCUAACGAUCAGGUCUUUGCCGUUGGAGCCGCUGACCGGUGCCUGUACCAUCGGUCUGGGGUGACCACUGCCGAUCCCACCGGCAAAAAGUGGCGUUUAAUUCAGUGCCCCAUGCAGAUCAGUCGCACUUCCAGCUCCCUAUCGAUUGUGUCACGUAAGAGCGGCGGCAGCAGCUCCACUCCCGGCUCCAAGCACCAGAGUUUCUCCAAUCUAUACUCCAAGGAGAAGGAGAAAGGCGUUGUGGAGACGUGCGCCGUGAUAGAGACCGUGCUGCACAGCUCAACCGGCUCAUGCGCCAGCCCUGGAGCAGCAACUGCAAACUUUCUCAAGCACGAACGUUAUCGCCUUGGUGCGGAUUCACCACCGACUAUAGGAAGUCUCAACCUGAAUGAUCGUCACAAGCAGCGAACUGCUGCUCUCAGGGAAACCUCGCACGCAUCCAGUGCCCCUGCCGCGGAUGUGGUCGAGAUCAGUGGAAAGUUUGAGACCCAGCUAAGGAAUCCACGCGCCUGGUCGCCCGUGCGCAGUGUUGGUUCCGUUGUUGGAAUGGAAGCCCAUCCGGAGAGCGAUUCGACGGUAUUCGAAUCGGACUCAACGCACCACGGAUCAGAUGUAUUUCUGGGCGAAGAUGACGACCACACGGGCUCCCAAUUUUGGACGGAGUGUGGCAUCCUAUGGAGCUGCGUGGCUCCGGGUGCGGUGACCGUGGAUGCAAGCAACAUGCCCAAUUGGUUCAAUGAGCAGCUGACCAGCGAUAGCAAAGUGGAUGUGAAUGCCAAUUGGCGAAAGGAUAUUCUUAGCAAACUGCAGCGGCGGCAGGAAAGGCUCGCCAAGCUUCAGACUGUGGCCAAGUUUGAGAAGGCAGUAGAGCUCUCUUCUUGGGUAAAGUCAGCGGACGCCCGCUAUCAGCGACCUGGCGGUGAAUUCGAAGAUUGCGUCAUUGAAUUAGAAUGGGUUAGCAGCGGCAGUGGCGGCGAUGCCUCCAAAUCCGGGGACUCUGGAACGUUUACGGUGCUCAGCCCUGACGGAGCAGCUACGAAAAUUCAAUUUCCUUUGUCGGACAUCACGUGCGUGCAGUCCUGCAGUGAAGCGGGAGCCCCCAGAAUUGCCAUCCAUGCUCCUCAUCUGCCGGUGAACUGCUCACCCGUUAAGCUGCAAUUCUCCAGCGACUCGGAGAUGGAGGAUUGGCUAUCUCAUCUUUCAUCCGUGUGUAGCCAAAUUAACACCCUGGUUGGCAAGCCGGCCAGCAAUGCCAUCUGGCUGACCAGCGAGCUGGGCGAUGUUUUUGUCUUUGAUGCGGCCAAUAUGAAGGCCACACAGCAGACGACAGAGCCGGGUGAAGGGUAUGUCGAGAAAAUGGAUGUGUCCACGUGCGAGACGCCCUACUACAACACACUCUACAAUGGAAUGCCCUGUGGCACUGAACUGGAGAUAUCCGGCUGUGUCUAUGACGAUGCUGAUCAGAUUCGUUUCGAUCUGCAGUCCCACUCCACCAUUAAGGUGCAUCCGCAUCGCGUGGAGAAGCAUCGUGUGAUUGCCUUGCACCUGAACCCGCGCUUCAACGAACGCACCACAGUGCUGAAUUCGAUGAAGGAAUCUGAGUGGCUGGAUGAGAUACGCAAUGAUAAAAUGGCCUUUGCACCGGGAGCUACAUUCUCGCUGAAAAUAAGGGCUCUGAAGGAUCACUACCUAAUGAUUGUGAACAAUGCCGUGUACACCGAUUAUAAGUACCGUAUAGAUCCAGAGAGUGUAACGCGUUUGUAUGUAAGCGGUCGCAUCAAGCUCUUCAGCGUGCUAUAUCGCUGUCCCUCGCUAAUCGUCUCCAUGGAACGAAUGCACUGGCGCCAGAUGGGUGGCCACAUUAAACGAGUCUUCAACAGCGGCGUAGACGUAGUUUGGGGUAUUUCCUGUGACAACACCGCUUGGGUUUACAACGGCGGAUGCGGCAUGUUCUUGAAAGGGCUAGAGGGCUCCGGAAAGAUUAAUCCUAUGAUUGACACGCACACCUACUAUGUGUACGAGAAUCAGCGCUGGAAUCCGAUCAGCGGGUUCACCGCCAAGAGCCUGCCCACAGAUCGGCACAUGUGGAGCGAUGCCAGUGGGCGGCAGAAGCGCAGCAAAGAGCACACAAAGCUUCUAUCGACGCACUGUGAAUGGAUCUCAGAUUGGGCGAUCGAUUACAACAUUCCCGGAGGAGCGGAUAAGGAGGGCUGGCAGUAUGCCAUUGACUUUCCAGCCAACUACCAUGCCCACAAGAAGCUCACGGACUGCGUGCGUCGUCGUAGAUGGAUGAAGAGGUGUCGUCUGAGCAGCAGCGGUCCCUGGCAAGAACUGAGCCAGUCGAAGAUACUCGAUGCAGCCCUU
Drosophila serrata is the source of this 3455-nucleotide messenger RNA. RefSeq names its product tectonin beta-propeller repeat-containing peroxin 23 (gene Pex23). Gene Ontology annotation, molecular function: carbohydrate binding. The record is from RefSeq and is a predicted model, not a curated record. NCBI's taxonomy places the organism in Eukaryota, Metazoa, Arthropoda, Insecta, Diptera, Drosophilidae. Gene Ontology annotation, cellular component: membrane.